This is a messenger RNA of Drosophila ficusphila, 626 nucleotides long. RefSeq names its product protein Hezron. Lineage: Eukaryota; Metazoa; Arthropoda; Insecta; Diptera; Drosophilidae. Bases 65 to 613 code for a protein of 182 amino acids. The transcript has 3 exons. The record is from RefSeq and is a predicted model, not a curated record.
CCUGACAUCGAAAAUUGGUUUGGCUUGUUGAUUUGAUUUUUCGAAUUCUCUCUCAGCCUGAAAAAUGUCGUCCUUGGCUCCCUGCUUUACAAUGGGUUCAAUUGUGCGUUGCAAAACUUGUUUUGGCGACAAUAUUUCGGGGGAGGUUGUGGCCUUUGAUCUGGGCGUUAAAAUGCUGAUGAUGAAGUGCCCGUCUAGCAAAGGCGGUGGAGACGAGCAGACCCUCUGUAUUGUGAAUCUCUCCAUGUGCGUGGAUAUCGAGAUAGUGAAGGAAAUGCUUCCAUUGGAAAAUGUUCAGCCCCCUGAACCAAUUGAUCUCCUGAUGCUGCAAGAGCGUUUGCGCCGGACAACUGAACAGCGUUCCUUAUUCCGCCGGAGUUAUCAUCCCAAUGCCUCGCCUUUUGGUCAAGCUCUGUAUCGAUUGAUGGCCAAGCAUUUCGGUGAUGCACAUGUCAAGUGGCAAAACCAAGGCAACAAUGCGGCCAUCAAAGUGGAUCAGUUGACCAUAGAAGCUCCCUAUGGAGUGGAGAACAUCCGAGGCGAGCGGUGUGACCCCAAAUUACUGCUCUACGUCAAACGCAUCGUCCUAUACUUCCACAACAAUACACAAUAAUGAAACGAGGAAC